AUGGAUGCUCUUAUUGCAGAACUUCAGCGAACUGCAAGGAAGCCUCCCCAAACAGUUCAUGUUGAUACUGAACCUCCAUCUCUCCCAAGGAAGCGAAAGAGAAGAGAUCCAAGGCCGGGAGUGCUUAUCACAGACUCCGUUCAAAAGAAAUCUACACUGAUUGAGCCUGAAACUAUGGCUCAAAACAUACAAAGCCCGUUAACUGAAUCCAUUCCUAUGGAUCAAGAUUUUGAAAUCCCAAUUGUUAAAGAAGAAGUCAUACCUUCAGAAGGAGCUCAAGUUUCAAGAAGCUCAUUUGAAACACCUGAGCUGGACAUCUCCAAAGGCAAAAGCAAAUUGUCUGACUCUGAAUUGGACAUUAGAAUCAGUGAGCUUGAGAAAGAGAGCUCCGACAAAGCUUUAAAGAUCUCAGAACUUCAAGCAAAUCUUGGUGGUCUAACUGCUCUAUUCUUUGACCUGAAACAACGCCUAUUUCAAAAGUUUAGUGAUGAAUUUCAACCUUUGAGUGCUGAUGGAGAAAAGAUCACUGCCUCUAGUUCUGGUCCCACCAAUCCAGCUUCUCAAUCUUCAAGUGAAAGAGCUACAAGACCUGCUCCAGAUGCUAAUGUUGAUACAUUUUUAUCUUCUGGUCCUGCUUCUGCUCAAGAAAGAAGAAAUAAGCACAUUAUGGUUGAGCAGCGGAAAGGGAAGAUGCUUGUGAUGAAGCAUUCAGACCAAAAUGCUCCGGGAUGUGGGUCGUGA
Molecule: messenger RNA, 741 nt
Organism: Lactuca virosa
Lineage: Eukaryota; Viridiplantae; Streptophyta; Magnoliopsida; Asterales; Asteraceae
Source: the annotation of a GenBank genome assembly